GAGAGCGGGGAAGGACGGGCGAAAGUGCUUUUGGAGUCCCGUUCCGGCGCUUUUCCUCCUUCUCUUUCUCUCUCACACUCUGCAACCCCCGCCAAUCCUGCACCUCCUCAGACUAUGUAGUCAUCGGGCUCUCUUAUGAGCCUUGUGACGCCGUGCUUCAAAUCCAUCUACAAUUCUCAAUUGUCUCGCCCUCCUUUCGCUCAGAAGGAGCUUGCAAUCGCGCGCAAGAGCUCCCUCGCAAUCCGGUGCUGCUGGAAGCAGUGGUCAACAAUCCUCGACACCGUUGCGAGAACUUGUUCUAUUUUUUAUAUCCACCUUAAAAUCAUUAUAUCUAAAAGCUUUCGAUCCCUACGAGCCCUUUCGCCAUUAUGUCACCUCGUCGCUCCUCUCGGGCUCGCACCACACAACCUUCCCCAGCCCUCCUCCAACACACCAACUCCUCCAACUCCUCCGUUUCCACUACCCGCGAGAGGAGCACUCGUUCAAACCAUAAAAAUAAUUCUCCUCAGGGCUCCUCGGGCCAUCGAUCCCAAUCCAUCGACGAUGGCGAAAAUGGCUCGAGGACCGACCUCCCACAAACGCGCCAGCGUCAGCGCGCCCACGACGAUGACGAAGACCCACCCCGCGAGGAGGAUGAAGACGAUAUAGAAGAGGAGGAAGAGGAAGAAAUCACAAGAUGCCUAUGUGGGCAGCAGGAUUAUCCAGGCUUGCCUCCCUCUCGUCGCGAAGCUCUCGGUCGCAGCAUUGUCAAGCCAGAGUCGGUGCACCCACCCACUGAUUCGUCUGAUAUACUGCCCGAUGAUAUUGGGAGUAUGUUUAUCCAGUGCGACACCUGCAAAGUUUGGCAGCAUGGUGGUUGUGUGGGAAUCAUGGACGAGGAAAUGAGCCCCGAUGAAUAUUUCUGCGAGGAGUGCCGGAAAGACUUGCACAAAAUCCGGGGCGAAGCGAAUGGCCAGCGCUCCUCCACCUACCUUCCUGUUGUACCAGCUUCGUCGCCUGCACCCUCAUCUCGACCCGUUUCUCGUGCCUCCUCUAGAGAAACCACCUCCCGACGUUCCAGGGAUCCCAAGUCAAGAACUAGCGAUGGUGACAUGAACCCGAAGAGGCGGUCCACCAUGAACAGCCGGGAUGCCGCUUACGAUGAGGAGGAACUGAUUCGGCGAGCCAUUGAGGAAAGCAAGGAAGAUACCAAGAGUCUUCCCGACGACUCAUCUAUUCGGCGAGGCAAACGAAGCCGAAGUGCCAGCGAAGUUAACAGACCCGGUGCAAAGCGUCAGCGAACCGCUUCACCCUCUCCAGCUGCUAUUUCGAGUCACAUACCAUCCCAACCUCCAUCCGAUGACGAGUCCAAAGCCAGAGUACCAGUCCUGAAUGGCACUCGGAGACAGAGAGCUACUUCUCGAAGUCAGCGUGACAAAGAACCAACCAAGGAUGCCGAUGAAGGUGAGCCAGAGGCUCCAGAGAAUCUGGCCCGUCGAAAAGAAAAGACUAAAAGCCGCAAGGGUGAAGAAUCCGAGCAUGAACCCGCAUCUCCAACCAAAGCAGCCCCACCAGCGGAGCCGGAACCGGUCCAAGCAAGCCCUAAUACACCUACACCUCAAGAACCAACGCCCGCUCGGCCAUCCACUCGGAAAUCAGGGCGCCCACCAGCUCGCCGAGGUCGUGUUGGACGUAAUCAAUACACCAAGGAUCGCGAUACGAAUGGCACUGGUACCGAGUCACCCCGCCGUGGGCACUCCCAUGAUAUUGGAGGAGAGUCACCCAGGGUAGGGUACGGUGCAAAUGGAAUACAUAUAAAUGGAGGGGACACCGGGCGGCCGAGCAAACCCCGCCACAUGCACCCACAACGCACGACUAUGAACGAGAUGAAAAGACGUGUGGCGGCCAUCCUUGAGUUCAUUUCCCGCAUGCAGGUUGAAAUGGCCGUUGCCAGCGAGAACUCUUCCACCCCCAUUGGCAACGGUGACCAGGCCCAGGGCCUCCUUUUGAAGAGCAUGGUCGAUCAAAUCGACAACCUCAUGCCCUCGACCAGUGAUGGCGGCGAAUCUGCGCCCACUGACGGCGGUGACAUGGAAAAGACAUUUAAGGACCUGAGCAGCGUGGAGAUGAUGGAUGUUCUCACGCGUCACCUUCUCAAAUGGCAACAAGAGUAUGGCAAGUUCGGUGAGCGGUAGCCCUGCCGUGUCACCUGCACUUGUGUCUCUGUCUGGCCUUUCUGUUGGUGCUUCUCAAUACGAUACCCCUGUUUCAGCUGUUCCUGUCGGCGGUUGUAAAGUAGAACGUCUACUGGCGUUUAUUUUUGUUUAUCUGUGUUCUACUCAUAUCGGACUGGCGUCAUUAUUAUCAUUGGAGAAUGAGGCUGGUGAUGGUUAAUUAUUUUGCUACCUCCAAGCUGUUCUGUGGACUUUACCAUCUCAAUUCAUGGUUUGUUUAUGUC
Penicillium pulvis is the source of this 2437-nucleotide messenger RNA. RefSeq lists its product as uncharacterized. NCBI's taxonomy places the organism in Eukaryota, Fungi, Ascomycota, Eurotiomycetes, Eurotiales, Aspergillaceae. The record is from RefSeq and is a predicted model, not a curated record. Gene Ontology annotation, cellular component: Rpd3L-Expanded complex; Rpd3L complex. The coding region runs from base 369 to 2174 and encodes 601 amino acids. Gene Ontology annotation, biological process: negative regulation of silent mating-type cassette heterochromatin formation; negative regulation of rDNA heterochromatin formation. The transcript has 4 exons.